This is a messenger RNA of Zea mays, 1012 nucleotides long. RefSeq lists its product as uncharacterized. The record is from RefSeq and is marked validated. The transcript is spliced from 3 exons. Bases 118 to 522 code for a protein of 134 amino acids. NCBI's taxonomy places the organism in Eukaryota, Viridiplantae, Streptophyta, Magnoliopsida, Poales, Poaceae.
AUCCUCUAAUUCCCUUCAUUCUCUUGCUUUGAAGGGUGGGGGGCUAGGGCGGGCCGCACUGCGCACCGAGCGGGCGCCGGGCGGACGACGAAGCGGCGAGGCAGUGACUGGGGAGAGAUGUCGGGCGGCAGGAGGAGGGGGCUUGUGUGGAGCCUCCCCGUGGCGAGGUCGGAUGCGCUCGGCAAACUGGGCCCUGCCUUCGGCAUCGGCGCUGGCUGCGGCGUGGGUCUUGGCUUCGGCCUCAUCGGAGGUGCAGGCAUCGGAGCUGGAUUCCCUGGUUUACAAUUGGGGUUUGGAGCUGGAGCUGGAUGUGGAAUAGGAAUAGGUUUUGGUUACGGCUUUGGAAAAGGCGUUGCAUAUGAUGAAAGUGGAAGGUAUUCGAACAUCAGGAGACCGUUCCAGAGCUCCAGAAGCAUUGCUUUCGAUGAGAAGUUCGAUAUCAUGUUUGACGAACUGAUGGAGAGCACCAGGAAGCUGGUCAAAGCAACAUCAAAGGAGAUCGACAAAUGGAGGCGAAUGUAGAAGCGAGCAGGGGCAGCACUUAUAGGAUGAACUGCGUAGCGAGAGAAAGCGAUGCCAUCAGAAUCUAAGGUAUUAAUGUGUGAUUGGAUAAAGUGGCCUAGAAGCUUCUACUUGUGUGUAAGAAAGAAAGAAAGACUGAUAAAAGCGAGUUCUCCAGAGUACGAAGCCAAAAGUUGUCGAGGCACUCUACACGUGCUUCUUCUGUGUCCGUGGGAACCAAACUGACUAAAAAGCAAGUUGCUCGCUUGCUGUUACAUGGAAUAUUUUUCAGCGAUUCAUGAGGAUGAGAUACUCUGGCCUGCCGAUGCUGAUGCUCAAAAGCAUUAGUUUUUCCAGCCACGUGCUCGGUGCUGUCCAUGUGAUCGCGACGGCGCCUGGAAUUGAAAUAUCACCCACGACGUCGCCGUCGAAACCCUUGUUUUUCGUAUCCAAAUAUUUGGCACUUGGCAGGACAUAUUUUCUAGAGUAUUGUCGUGCCCAUAUGUUGACC